This is a messenger RNA of Lonchura striata (white-rumped munia), 400 nucleotides long. It is a transcript of the gene FABP2, whose product is annotated as fatty acid binding protein 2. The record is from RefSeq and is a predicted model, not a curated record. NCBI's taxonomy places the organism in Eukaryota, Metazoa, Chordata, Aves, Passeriformes, Estrildidae. Gene Ontology annotation, molecular function: lipid binding.
UGAUUUUUUUAGGUGUUGGCAUGAUGAAAAGAAAGCUGGGAGCCCAUGAUAAUCUGAAGAUCACCAUCCAACAAAAUGGGGAAAAAUUUAAUGUCAAAGAAGUCAGCAACUUCCGUAAUAUAGAGAUUGAAUUUACUCUGGGAGUCAACUUUGAUUACAGCCUGGCUGAUGGGACUGAACUUUCUGGUGCUUGGACCCUGGAAGGAAAUAAACUUGUGGCUGCUUUUACCAGAAAAGACAAUGGAAAAGUACUUAAAGCAACCAGAGAAAUCGUGGGUGAUGAACUCAUUCAGACCUAUGUAUAUGAAGGAGUUGAGUCCAAGAGAUUCUUCAAAAGGGCCUAAGCACUUCACACAGAACUGCACCACAACGAAGGAACAAUAAAAGACCAUUUUUACAC